This is a messenger RNA of Exophiala aquamarina CBS 119918, 1389 nucleotides long. RefSeq lists its product as uncharacterized. Lineage: Eukaryota; Fungi; Ascomycota; Eurotiomycetes; Chaetothyriales; Herpotrichiellaceae. The record is from RefSeq and is a predicted model, not a curated record. The transcript is spliced from 2 exons. The coding region runs from base 1 to 1389 and encodes 462 amino acids.
AUGACUGAUCCAAUCACCAUCCUCGGGGCUGCGGCUGCUGGCCUCCAAUUGGGCGAGGCUGGUUGCAAGGCUGUAAUCGGCGGCAUCACUUUGCUGCGAAAUCUGCGAAGAGCUCCUGAGCGCAUGGAAAAAUUACUUCAUGAGACGGAAGCAUCCAUUGCGCGACUCGAAUUCGUCAGAACUACGGUUCUGCUGCCAGGCUCCGCCGUCGCCGUUCAGUUGACGGUAGACCAACUGGCGCGGCUGAAUGUCGUCGUAUCUGAAGGGGAGGAAGCAAUGCAGGCCCUGGAACGUGAAAUUGAGGAGCUUGUCCCUCUGAUUGGGUCAAAGGCUGGUCCAUUGAAGAGGACUUGGAAAAGUGUUGUUUCUCUUACGAAGGAAGAUGAGAUCACAGCCCUUCUCGAAAGCAUCAAUCGUGCUAACGAGCGAACUGCAACACAUCUCUUCAAAUGUUCAAAGCAAUCACCAAGCCAUUCAUUUGACAGGUUACGAAUCACUGCAACAAGUACGGCGCAGAUCGUUGAUCGCAAUCAAAGCUACAUCCUUCAGACCAAUUACACUUUGGCACGGCUACAAUCCAAUCAACACAGCCACGAGGUGAGCCUGAAAUCGAUUCAGGAUUCAACACAAUCGAUCCAACAUCAAAUGGCGACACUUGUGCAUUCAUCUAACUCACAAAAUGACAUGAUGAGAAAUGACAUGAUGAGAGUUGCCGUGCAGUCAGCCAUACGCGAGGAACUCCCAGCCCUGAGAGACGCUGUGAUAGGUCUGAUGAUUGGUAAAACUGAAGAGCUAUUCCGAGACCAGCGCAUUGCUGCCGCUCAGCUGUCAAAGCAUGAACGUGCAGAACUGGGAUCACAGGUCGCGGGACAGCUUAUGAUGCAUCCCAGCAAACUACAAGAGGCUUCGGAACAUGUCUUCCCGCCGAAGGGAGGCAGUAAGCCUUGCAAUUGCUUGCCAUUAAGGUUUUUAUCAUCUUCCAUAUAUGGCCUGUUCGGUGUCAAGGUUGAAUACUCAUCUCAGCAUCGCCGAUCAUGUAGUUACUAUCGAUCAGGAAGACAGUCUUGGAGAUUCGCAGCAUCGGCGUGUUUGCUUCCGUUCGUCCAAAAGACAGUAGAGCUGGGCUUGAGUCUGACUUCAGAGGCAGUUUGUUGCUCGAUCGCCCCCCCGCUUACUGCGUAUUUUACCGUCGAACGAUCCCAGUCACCAAUUCUGAAGUUAUUUGACGAGUUCCCAAGUCGAUGUGGCAGGAGAAUUUCAGAAGCUGAUGGUAUUUUUGAUUGCCAAAUGGUUCUUCAGCAAGGAGAUGGAACUUUGUUUGAAUUUGAUUUAGACAUUCUCGCGGUUAGAAAUGAGCUCAUUGCUUUGACUAACAACUUUGAGGCUUAA